GGCGAGGGAUGUUCGCCAAGUGACACGUUCUCAGUCGCUACAUGUACAGCGGAGCCGGGACCGACGCCCCGAACCCAACCUAGAGAGUUUAUUAAUCAAAAGACAAAACUCCAAACCAGCUCAGUUUGAGCUCUGCUACAAAUCGGACACUGGUUUUCCUCUUCCGCUUGCUUUAAUGUUCGGAAAGUCCCGGGGCAUUUUCUGAAACCACAGAGAUCAUAUCCGCCCAACUUUGUAGUCUGUGCAAAUGUGUUCACGUGAUGAAAAGUUACUCUUUAAAACAGCAUGGAAGUUUUGUAUCCAAAUUAUAAAUAAUAGGCAGUGUUUUGGAAAGUAGUGUUCUGAAAGUGAUUGGCUGACUAACUGGCGUUGGAAGGUCGGUGAUAGGACGGGAGUUGUUGGAAGAAACCGUCUAGAAUGGAAGGUAAGACUAUUCUACUGCCCCAUUCCACACACAGCCUUGAACUGCAGCCGAGGCUUGACAAGGAUCCUAAGAUACACCAGGGGGACGCAAGCAAAGAUAUCACGACAGCUGAAGUCGUUUUUGGAGCUAGUGUCUCAAGACCAAAAAACGAACCACUUCAGUUGCUGCAAAAUAUGAGUGACUUUGGAGCCGAGGAGAAUGUGACAUUUAUCACAGAAAGUAUGAGUGUAACUACAGCCGAUGAGGAGAAACUGCUGCUGCUGAACAGAAACACUGAACUGAGACGCCUGAACAAAGAGCUGAUGAAACUCAACCAAGACUGGGACCAGAUCUAUCGUGCAACCACAACAGGGCUUCAGCAAAGAGUGGCAGCCCUCCAAAUGGAGAUUUCCGACACUAAUCAGCAUGCCAAUGCACUUUCCAAGAAACUGGACAAUGAGCAGGAAGAUGAACCAUGGAGACCAAUUCCACACAAUGAGAAAUCAAAUUACACCUAUCCCCAGUCACGGUCAGAACAUAAAGACAUAACACCCUCUUCCCCAAAACGUGUUCAAAUCUCGGAGAAACCAAGGGACCACAGUCAGUGCAGACUGAUUAAGGCAGAAGCAGCCCGACAUCCAACCAAAAAUGGAGUCUCUGAAAAAGAGUGCAAAGAGCUUCAGGACCAAAUGCUUGCUCUCGUGUGUCAGAGACUCCAUUUUUGGUUGGAUGUCGGGCUGCUUCUGCCUUAA
Messenger RNA from Chiloscyllium plagiosum (whitespotted bambooshark), 1155 nucleotides. The record is from RefSeq and is a predicted model, not a curated record. Lineage: Eukaryota; Metazoa; Chordata; Chondrichthyes; Orectolobiformes; Hemiscylliidae.